AAGGAAUGGAGGCCAGGGGAAUUCAGCCGCGACUUAUUUGGCCAUUACGGGGGCGUAUGUUCCUCUGCUCCUACCCCCUUCGUCCCAAAUACUGCCUAAUGGGGGGUAUAAAGAGGACAGUGGAGAAGUGAGUCUGUGGUGCAGUAACUCGUUCAAUCAUCAGAGCAUCUCUGUGCUGAGUGGAGUUGUCAGUAUUUCAGGAUGUUUCCAGCUCUAAGUGUGACUCUGACAGUUCUUCUGCCACUUGCAGCUGCUUUGCAGGUGAACCUCAGUCCAAGGAUGGUGCUGUACAAAGUUGGAGACAGAGAAGAAAUUAAGUGCAGCAUGAGCGAAUGUCCAGAGGAGGUGAAAUUUUCCUGGGGUUCUCUGGAAGACAAACCUCUGUAUGCUAACUAUAAAACAUCCCCAAAAGAAUCAGUUCUGAUCUUCAACAGCGUGACCAAAGACCACGAAAACAUAAUUAAGUGUACAGCGAAGUGCAAGGACGUGUCCAAACAGGCGACAGCAACAGUGAGAGUGUACUCUUUCGCAAAGGACCCAGUCGUCUCAGGGCACGACAGCUUAGUGUUAGGAGUGGAGAGCACUUUGUCCUGCGAGGUCACUGAUGUCUAUCCACCGGAGUAUAUGGAAGUGGAAUGGCUGCGGGGAGACAAUGUCUUGCACAAAGAGGAGGGCAAGCCUGACACGCAGACUGUUCGGUCCUAUUACACUUUCACACCACAAAGAGAGGAUGACAGAGAGCAGAUAACCUGCCGGGCCUCACUCGGGAUACAAGACAUACCACCAGAUCAGAGUACCAGAGAGACCACCAUAUCCCUGACUAUACUGUCUGCACCCAGCAUUGUGAGAGUGUCUGGGUCAACCACAGUUCCGGUUGGCUCUGCUCUCUCUCUGACCUGUGAAGCGGACGGCAGUCCGGAGCCGGCGUUUUCUUGGACCUUUCUCAGGCCUGAUGGACAGAGGGUUAGAGUAGGAGAGACGCGGGAGCUUUCCUUUCUUAACGUGUCUCUGUCAGAUGCAGGGGACUAUGAGUGUGAGGCCAGUAACAAGAUUGGGAAAAGGACAGCCACAGUGACCGUUACCAUUCCCGGUCCUCCAACAAACACUGCGAUAUCUGUGUCACCCAAUGAGCCCAAGGAGGACGAGUCUGUGACCAUCUCCUGCGUGAGCAGCAGUGUUACAGAGAGCCGUCUGGUCCUGAGUAAGCUCCAGGACGGAGCAGAUACUGAGCUGGUGUCUGACAAAGGGCCUCGAAUCUCCCUCCCUUACAGCUCUGCCAGCGCCAAUGACUCAGGCCUCUACAUCUGCAAGGCUUUCAAUGAUUAUGGCAGCCAGAAGGCCAGCGUCCAGCUUCUUGUUCAAGCUCAUCCUCUGGAGGUGACCCUGGAGCCAGACCUGAGCAUGAUCACAUUAGAGCGAGGGUCAGUCCUGUCACUGUCCUGUGAGGCCUCAGGCUGUCCUCACCCACACUUCACGUGGAAGGGUCUGGAAGAUAAGCCAAGAUACAUGAGGAAUGACAUUCAGACGGCCCAGCUAAACUUGGGGCCUGUGGGGCCGAAAGACGAUGGAGCUUUUAUCUGUGAAGUCAAGUGUGGCUCUGUGGUGAAGUCCAAACGCACCGAGGUGAAAAUUUUCUCCUUCCCCUCGCAUCCUACCAUUGAAAGCUCUGGACCUUCUCUGGAGGGUGAGAUGACCAAUUUGACCUGCACGGUUCAUGACGUGUUCCCUGCUGACCGUUUCCGUACGCAGUGGCUGGAUGGAGAGAUGGAACUGUUUUCCCAGACAUGGUCUUUUGCAAAUGGACUGCAGAACCUUAGCUCAGUCUUCUCCUACAAACCUAAUGGGGGUGGCCAUGAUAAGAACAUAAGCUGUAAGGUUUCACUGGAGAUGGAUGGAGUGCCUGCUGCGCUAGUGGAGAAGACAGCAUUUAUCACCUUGCCAGUGCACUAUGCCCCACGGCAGACCACCAUCACUGUGAGCCCACAGAAGGAGCUGAAGGAAGGGGAGUCCAUCAGCAUCUCCUGUCUAACCGACAGCGCUCCAGAGGGACGUGUGAUUUUGAGGAAGGUGCUGGACGGUGAAGAAACAGAAGUCUCAUCCAGUGUGGGGGUUCAAACCUUCUUCACAAUCCACUCUGCUGAGCUGUCUGACUCUGGAGACUAUGUGUGUGAGGCUGUCAAUCAAUACGGAAGUCAUAGAGCCAGCACCCAGAUUAGUGUACAAGCACCUCCCAGAAACACUACAGUGAAGGUGUUACCAUCCACAUCGGUGCAGGAGGGUCAAAACAUCACUAUUUGCUGCCACUCGGUCAGCUUCCCCCCACCUGCUAUCAUUCUCAGGAAGUUGGACAGUGGGAUAGAUAUCUACUCCCCCAACGGCACCUUUACACUGAUCAACCUCACACCCAAUGACACAGGUCUCUACCAGAUCAAUGUCACCAACGCCCUGGGCUACGAGACUGAGGUCUUCAGCAUUCAUGUAAUGGAGAGACUCUCCAGUCCUCCACCCAGGUGGAAUGUCUUUAUUACUCCAUUUAUUGGUCUGGGACUGUUGACCUCAGCAGCCGUCGUGCUGGACUAUCUCAGGAGAGCGCGGCUCAAGGGCUUCUAUCAACUGAGCAAGUGUGAACCAGCCACUGUGUAGACUGUGUGGACAAAUGCAGAGUGAGAUUAGACCCUACUAAACUGAAUCAGACUCCACACUGAACAGAAUUAGCCUCCUUGCUGAACUGAAUCAGACAUCAGACUGAAGUGAAUCAGUCCAUGAUACACCAUAUGAGACUGCUGAACUGAUGCAGAUUCUACUAAACUGAAUCAGACUCCAUGCUGAACUGAAUCAGACGGCACUUAAGUGAAUCAGGCUCAUCAGACGUACUGACCAAAAUCAGAUUCCACUAAACUAAGUCAGACUCUGCUUGAAUCAGAUUCCACUGAACUGAAUCAAACUCCACGCUGAGCUGAAUCAAACUCUGCUGAACUAAUUCAGCCUGUGCUGAAGUGAAUCAGACUCCACAUUGAAAAGCUGUAGACUAUUCUUAACUGAAACACACAAUACUGAAUGGAGUCAGGCACUAAAUAAAUCAGACUCUUCUGAUCUGAACUGCACUGUCAGUGCCUGCUUUUCCAUUGUUGUGAAGCUGAAAGUUUGAUGAGGCUCCAGUGGUGGACAGCUGUUGCUAGAGGACAGCUUGGGAGAGAUAAUGAAUGCUGCACAGCAUGCGUCCGCUCGAGGAGCCGCAUGUUAUUAUUACUGUUUGUGUAUUUCUGUUUGUGAGAGAGCGAGAGAAUGAAAGUGUGAUUGAGCAGAAGUAUGUGAAACAGAGAAAAUGAUGUACAUAUUAUUUUGCAGAAGAUAAUUGUUUCCUAUUGCAGCUAAUUUAGUCAGAGUUUUCACACAAGACACAGUACGAAAUAGACAUGAUAGACACUGUUUUUACUGUAGUGUUUAUGUUUUAGCAAGACCUUCAUUGUUCACACAUGUAAUAGCAGAAAUGAUUGGUAAUAUUCAGAAUCCAUUGUCAUGAUUGUCUUAGUUACUGUUUAGAAUGUCUGAUUCCUUUGUUGGUGUAUGUUCAUGUCAUACCUUUAUAAAAGUAAGUGUAAAUGGAAAAUGUCUUCACUCUAAUAAAUAUUUAUUACAUUAUUA
Molecule: messenger RNA, 3645 nt
Organism: Pygocentrus nattereri (red-bellied piranha)
Lineage: Eukaryota; Metazoa; Chordata; Actinopteri; Characiformes; Serrasalmidae
Gene: vcam1b
Product: vascular cell adhesion molecule 1b
Exons: 10
Coding region: 202-2643 (813 amino acids)
Biological process (GO): cell-cell adhesion
Cellular component (GO): membrane
Molecular function (GO): integrin binding
Source: RefSeq, a predicted model, not a curated record